AUGUCGACUCCUAGUCGCAGCCCGCUAUCCAGUCGUCGUCGUCGCUCACACAGUGAGAUGACAAAUGGCGAUGAUGAUGAGCCGUCCAAUCAGUACUCGGAAGACGUGAAACGCGCUCGUCUAAAUCCUACGAAACAAGACUCUGGAACGGGCGAUAAUUCCCGAGAAAGCUCUGGAAAACCCGAGCAGCCAUUUGAACCUCUGGUGGCUCGGCCUGGAGUCGAUUCGAAAGGCUACAAACCUGGCGCAAUUAUCCGCAUCAAAGUGACGGACUUUGUGACUUAUACGAAAGCAGAGUUCUACCCUGGUCCCAAACUAAACAUGGUGAUUGGACCGAAUGGAACUGGAAAGAGUACUUUGGUCUGCGCAAUCUGUCUUGGUCUCGGGUGGGGUCCUCAGCAUCUUGGCCGCGCUAAAGAGCUUGGAGAGUUUGUCAAGCAUGGCCGUCCCGAAGCAACCAUCGAGAUCGAACUCGCCGGCGGGCCUACAAUUGCGACAAACCCUAUCAUCAAACGGAAAAUCAAACGAGACGGCAACCAUAGCUCUUUCUGGGUUAAUGGCACCCCGGUCUCUGCCAAAAAUGUUCUUAGGCUGGUUCAGUCAUUUGCCAUCCAAGUCGACAAUCUGUGCCAGUUCCUCCCUCAGGACAAAGUCGCGGAAUUUGCGGCCCUCACGCCAGAGCAGCUCCUUUACUCUACCGAGCGAGCCGCCGGUGGGAAGCGGAUGAUAGACUGGCAUGACGCUCUGAACAAGCUUCGUGAAGAGCAGAGGAAAAUUGAAAUCGAUAAUCGAGGGGACACCGAAACCUUGCGAAACAUGGAAACACGACACGAAGCGCAAAAAGAGGAUGUUGAGCGGAUGCGAGAAAGAGUUGUCAUUCAGCAAAAGAUCAACAACAUGGAGUUCUUGCGCCCCAUCGUCGAAUUUAGAGACUUUGUUCGAUUUUUCGAUGAACUCAAAACAAAAAGGAAUCGCCUUGAAGAAGAGCAGCGGUUGCUGAAAGAGGAGCUUAUGCCUAUGUUCAAAGUAGUGGAAGACAAGAAAGCCUAUGCAGACAAGAUCGAUGAGGUCAAGACUCUCCGCAGGGAGCAGGUUGCGCAGCUUUCAAAUGCAGCUGAAGAGGCGAAGAACAAGAUCACGGAACUUCAAGAUGAGAUGACAGCUAUCGAUAACCAGAUUGACAAUGAGAGAAACAGCGGGAAGCGGCAAAAGGAAGAGGCUUCGAAGAUCUCUCAAACAAUCAGGAAAUUGGAACGCCAGAUGCAGAAGAAGCCGCGACAGGAGAAGCGAAGGCUUGAGGAGCAGAUUUCCGAAAUUAGCGAGAAACGUGAUCCUCUUCAACGACAGAUUGAUAUAGUCACUCGUCGCAAAAACCUGGCGCAGAGAAACCUGGAGAACUUGAGCUCAAAGUCUGGACAGAAGGAGAAUCUUCUCCGGUCAGUGUCUCCGGACACCGCAAAAGGAUAUCAAUGGCUUCUCGACAACCAGCACCGCUUUGAGAAGGAAGUUUUCGGCCCACCGAUGGUCACUUGCUCAGUUAGCGAUCCGAAGUACGCAGACGCGAUCGAGUCGUUCAUACAGAAGGCAGAACUUACCGCGUUCACAGUGCAGAGCAAGAAUGAUUUCAGAACUCUGCAGCAAGCCCUGAUCAAAGAACUGAACCUCCAUGAUAUUAGCAUCAGAACAUGCCCUGCGGGCUCUGGCUGGAAGAGGUCACCGAUCCCAAAGGAGGACAUCGAGCGAAUGGGAUACGAUGGCUGGGCCUCAGAUUUCAUCAAAGGACCUGAGCCUGUGAUCAGUAUGCUGUAUGAGGAGUCGAAAUUGGGAAGCACUCCAAUCGCCAUCCGAGAAAUCAGUGAGGAAGCAUACGAAGAAACGACCAACGGCCCGAUUGUGCAGUUUGUCUCUGGAAGGACUGUCUAUCAGAUCAGCCGGCGUCGCGAGAUGGACCCGGAGCGACGUCUACCAGAGCGAGGGCCCGUCGACAUGUCUGCUAAACAAGAGUAUCUCAACGAGAUUGGAUCAUCAAAGGAUGAACUCGAACAUCUCUACGCAGAGCUGGGCGAAGAGACUCGCAAUUUUGAGAGGCUGCAAGAUGAAAUCAAAGCCUUGGAUCAAGAUAUGAAAAAUAUCGAAAAGGAGAAAGCCGAACGACAAACCGCGCACACCAACUUUUUGGCCAUCCCGCAGAGGUUGGAACAAGAACAGUCCAAGCUUUACCUACGUCAGGAAGGGUUCACUGAGAUUAGAGAACGAGUUCACAAUCUGCGGUAUCAGCAAGAUGAGAUUGCGAUCAAAAAAGCCGAAGCUACCGUUCGAUACGCCGAUUCCAUUGAAGGGGUGCGCGAGGCCUAUGAAGAGCUUCUCAAGGCCGAGAUCCUGCACAUGGAAGCGAUCUCAGACUGGAAAACUCUGAAAGCCCGAGAAAGCGAUUCUGCUCGGAUGCUUGAAGAGAAGUCACGGACGCUACGUGAAGCAGCUGAAGAAAUGGACAGAGCGAAGCGGCAAGGGAAAGCGUUGCGGCAUCAAUCAAAGCAAAUAGAGAGAGAGAUACGCAACCGGGAGGGGGCAGACGAAGUGCACGAGUCUUUCCUUGCCCCGGACUACGAUAUGGAUGCCUAUAACGCGGAUCUCGAUUCGGAAAAGGCGCGGUUGGCUCUCACCCACGGCGGGCAUUCUGGGAUGAUCGAGGAGUUCGAGGCGCGGGAACGGAAGAUUCAAGAACUCAAGGAGAAGCUCAGCGGGUUCAUCCAGGAGAGGGCGAAGAUUCAAGAAAGUAUCGAUGAGGUUCGCGGCCUAUGGGAGCCUCAACUGGAUGCUAUCGUUAGCAAAAUCAGUGACGCCUUUGGAGACUCCUUCCGUCGCAUCGGACUGGCUGGACAAGUCAGUCUGUUCAAGGCAGAAGACGAACCUGGGCCGAACGGCGAGCCUGGAGCCAGCAACUUUGAGCAAUGGGCCAUUCAAAUCCAAGUCAAGUUCCGUGAGCAUGAACCACUGUCUAUCUUGACUGCUCACCGUCAAUCUGGCGGAGAGCGUGCUGUCAGCACGAUCUUCUACCUCAUGGCUCUUCAAUCUCUCUCCGCCUCACCCUUUCGGGUGGUCGACGAGAUCAAUCAGGGUAUGGACCCUCGAAACGAGCGCAUGGUCCAUGGGCGCCUGGUGGACAUCGCUUGCGGGACGGAAGACGGGGCAACUGCCGCAGCGGACUCCAUUGGAGGAGGCGGAGGAAGCCAAUACUUCCUUAUCACGCCCAAACUUCUUACUGGACUGGCCUACAAGCGUGGCAUGAAGGUGCUCACCAUCUACAGUGGCGAGUAUAUGCCUGAGGACUACGGGAAACUUGAUUUCCGGGUGGCUGCCCAGAAGAUGCGAACGAUCACCGGCCGGCAGCUACGAAGACGCAAUCCCGUCGACGUUUACUGA
Messenger RNA from Penicillium chermesinum, 3423 nucleotides. Its product is annotated as DNA repair ATPase SMC5. The transcript is spliced from 8 exons. Gene Ontology annotation, molecular function: ATP hydrolysis activity; ATP binding. Gene Ontology annotation, biological process: double-strand break repair via homologous recombination. NCBI's taxonomy places the organism in Eukaryota, Fungi, Ascomycota, Eurotiomycetes, Eurotiales, Aspergillaceae. Bases 1 to 3423 code for a protein of 1140 amino acids. Gene Ontology annotation, cellular component: Smc5-Smc6 complex. The record is from RefSeq and is a predicted model, not a curated record.